CACAUAGCCAAACUCGUAGGCAUGCCUCGCAACUCACGUCAUGUCGGCCAAGCCCUAAAGUUCCUCUCGCCCGACGCAACACCGCCCGUGCCCUGGCAACGCGUACUCGGGUCCUCCGGUGCGAUCUCUUCGCGUGGACCAGGAACCAAUGGGGCGCAGAGGCAGCGCGAGGCGCUCGAGGCGGAGGGCGUCGAGGUCAUCCAGACGCAGGGCGGGGAACUACGCGUCAAUCUCAGGGAGUACGGAUGGUUUCCGGAUGUUGGGACGGUUGAUACUGGUGUUGAGAAUGAGGAUGAAGAGUAUGCAGAAGAAGGCGACGGCGAAGAGGACGAAGAUGCAGAACUUGAAGAGGGGAGGGAGCACGGGAUGGAUGAAGACGAGGCAGAGCGAGAGGCGGAGAGAUGA
This is a messenger RNA of Coniophora puteana RWD-64-598 SS2, 405 nucleotides long. RefSeq lists its product as uncharacterized. The record is from RefSeq and is a predicted model, not a curated record. The transcript has 2 exons. NCBI's taxonomy places the organism in Eukaryota, Fungi, Basidiomycota, Agaricomycetes, Boletales, Coniophoraceae. The annotation marks the transcript as partial. Gene Ontology annotation, biological process: DNA repair. Gene Ontology annotation, molecular function: catalytic activity.